Camellia sinensis is the source of this 384-nucleotide messenger RNA. Lineage: Eukaryota; Viridiplantae; Streptophyta; Magnoliopsida; Ericales; Theaceae. The record is from RefSeq and is a predicted model, not a curated record.
AUGGAUGGUGUUGGUGGUGAUGAAAGUAGUGAUUGUAGAAGGGUGAUGGAUGAUGGUGGUGGUGAUAGCAGUGGUAGAAGUGGUGGUGAUAGUAGUGGUAUAGGUGGUGGUGAUGGUAGAGCUUUUGGUGGUGGAGGCAAUAAUGGUGUCUAUAGCGCUAAUGACGAUGGUGCUACAAAUAGAAAGAUAAUGAUUGUAGUAAUGGCGGAAGGUAGUGGCGACUUUAGUGGUGGUAGUAAAAUGAUGACAAUGCUUAUGGUGGCAAUGGCAAUAGUAAUGAAGGUGGUGGUUGUGAAAGGGGAUUGGAUGGUGGCGGUGGUGGUGGUGGUGAUACCGAUGGUAGAGGUAGUAGUAGCGGUGAUGGCAGAGUUUGUGAGGUUAUAA